Messenger RNA from Elgaria multicarinata webbii, 1932 nucleotides. It is a transcript of the gene NCAPH2, whose product is annotated as non-SMC condensin II complex subunit H2. Lineage: Eukaryota; Metazoa; Chordata; Lepidosauria; Squamata; Anguidae. Gene Ontology annotation, molecular function: chromatin binding. Gene Ontology annotation, biological process: mitotic sister chromatid separation; meiotic chromosome condensation. The record is from RefSeq and is a predicted model, not a curated record. Gene Ontology annotation, cellular component: nucleus; condensin complex. Bases 75 to 1928 code for a protein of 617 amino acids. The transcript has 20 exons.
ACCUGAAGCUUCCAAGCCCAAGAUGCGUUAAGCUGUGCUGGAGCACGUGCCCGUACUGGUAGAGAUUUGCUACCAUGGAGGAUGUGGAGUCGCGUUUCAUGCACUUCCUGCAGCCCAUCAGGGAUCUCACCAAGAACUGGGAGGUGGAUGUGGCAACUCAGUUGGGGGAGUACCUGGAGGAGCUCGACCAGAUCUGCAUUUCAUUCGAUGGCGGCAAAACCACCAUGAACUUCAUAGAAGCAGCACUGCUGAUCCAAGGUUCCGCUUGCAUCUAUAGUAAGAAGGUGGAGUAUCUCUACUCAUUGGUCUACCAGGCGCUCGACUUCAUCUCCAAUAAAAAGCGUGAGAAAUUCCCUGCCUCAGUAGGAUCGGAUGGGGCUGACAAAGAUGUCAGCACUGGACCAAGAGCAGCAGAGGAAGAGUUCCUCUCUUUGGAUGACAUCCAAGACACCAGCAGAGCAAAUGUGGAGUUGAGGGACGACCGGCCGCACGUGAAUGUCAACAUUGUCCCCUUGACGCCAAUGUCCCUGGUUCCACCAGAGGAGGCAGAGAAGAAGGACAACCCCCUCUUCAGCCAGAAGGGGGAGAUCUUGGCAAGCCGGAAGGAUUUCCGCAUGAACAUGUACACCCCGCACAACAACGGCACCUUCAUGCUGGAGCUGGCAGGAAUCUCGCCCAUACAAUGCCAACUUGAGAGGAACUGCGAGUGGGGAGUGCAGAACCUUGGCCCAGCAGCUGGUUCCACGCCCAUGGAGACCAGUCGUGUGUGCGCAACUCCUGUUCUCAUCCUGAACUUCUCUGAAGAAGGAGCAGGUGCAGGAGUUCCUCUCUGUGACAAUGACGACGACGGUGACAACUUCCUGCCGGAUGUGCCAGAGGGAGCCCCAGAUGCCGCCCCAGCUGGAGUGGAGGAGCAUGUGGAGCAUCACACGAGUAUCCCCCAGAGGAAAGGGUACAUGCUGCGGGAGAGACCCCCUGCCCUGGCUGCCACUGCCCACGUCAAGGAGAUGCUGGACCCCUGGCGCAGCCUCGAUCCCUUCAGCUCCUCAGACGACAAACCUCUGAAGAAAGGCAGGCCUUUCGCGGUGCCACGUGGCCUGGAGGACUUGCCCGGCACCAAGCGGAAGAGAAGGCUGUCCUGCAAACUGCAGGAGUUCACAGCAUGGUUUUCAGCCACAGAGCACGACCGAGCCGGCAGCCAGAGAAGCCGGAGGAAAGGCCCAACGUUUGCUGAUCUGGAAGUCUUGUACUGGAAGCACGUGAAGGAGUGCCUGGCUGCCCAGAGGAAGCAGCAGAGAAGAAUGCGAGGCCUGCUGCUGCCCAAGCCGUUCGAGGAGCCUGACGCCCUGGAGGAGGAGGAGGAGGAGGAGGCGGAGCGCGAGGAUGACGCCGCGGAUGACGGCGGGGCAGGUGACUUUUUGGAGCAGGAAGACAUCCCCCAGCUCGAAGCCCCAGAGGCGGCGCCCGAGGGCGUGAUAGAUCCUGGUGAAGUCCCCUCCUCCCUCAGCUACGAGGAGCUGGUGCGGCAGAACGUGGAGCUGUUCAUGGCGCAUUCCCAGAAGUAUGCCCGAGAGACGGUGCUGUCCCGGCGUGUCCGGGACUGGGAGGAGAUGAUGGGGCCGCAGCUGGAGGACCAGGAAGCGCACGCAGCCUUCGACAUCCACAGCUACGGGGACCGCUUGGGGUCUAGCUUGGGCCGCGUGGGCGAGUGGCGCUCUUUCGCCAGCCUGGUGGCUGGGCAGCCGGCCUUCGAGGUCUGUCGCUGCCUGCUGGCCUGCCUGCAGCUUGCAAAUGAUUAUACCAUUGAAAUCUCCCAGAAGCCCGGCCUGGAGGAGGCGGUGGACACCAUGGCAGUGCGCCUGCUGACUCAGGAGAAGGCCCAUGAGCGCUUCCGCACCUACACAGCUCCCUCGCUCACCCAGCAAUGACAGA